This is a messenger RNA of Clunio marinus, 228 nucleotides long. NCBI's taxonomy places the organism in Eukaryota, Metazoa, Arthropoda, Insecta, Diptera, Chironomidae. The record is from the annotation of a GenBank genome assembly.
AUGAAAGAAAUAUCAGAAAUAUGUGAAAACGUAAUUACUCAGAACUUUCAUCAUCAAGUCUCCUCUACUCUUGUCAGACAUAAAUAUAAAAAUUUCACUGACCUCUUCAAUGAGAAUGACGAGAAACAACCAACGGAUAAAAAAUCAACUCAUAAAGUCACCAAGUCCUCGCUUUUAGCCAAUGACAUGAAAAGUUGCAAUCUCGCGUGGUUAUGCUGUCAAUUCUGA